AUAGAAAAAUGUGACUGUCGAAACACACAAAAUGGAUUCAGACGUUCGACGGAAAAUACAAGGCUUUUUGUGCUUGGCUCUGGUUCUGUGCUGUUGUGCGUGGGCAGAUGGUGAAGUGGAACCGGUCGAUGCUAAAGCUGGAGCCACAGUGACGUUUAAAUGGAAAAAAACUUUCAACCCGGAUGAGCAGCUUUUAUGGACUUUUGAAACAUCUGACCGUUCCAUAAUGAUCGCCAAAAUCACUUAUUCUGAAGUUCGACUCUCGGUUUUGGAUCAGUUUCAGAGCAGAAUUAAUUUGGACAAAGAGACUGGAGACCUGAUCCUGUCCAACCUGACUGUGAAUGAUACGGGACAGUACAAGCAGCAACGCAUCGGACCAUUCAUCUCAUACAAGUUAUUUAAACUCACAGUCUACAAUCCCCUCUCCACACCCUCAGUCGACAUUGUACAGAUACAUCCUGGAGGGUGCCAGCCGCUCCUGAUCGAGUGCUCUACUGAAAACAGCAGAAACCUGAGCCUGUCCUGGUUCAGAGGGACAGUCCAACUCAAAAACAUGUCCAGUGUUGAGUUAGCCCGGCUUUCUCUCCCUUUGGAGUUAGGGCUCGGUGAAACCAGCAAAUACAUCUGUGAAGCACAAAACCCAAUGGAGAAACAGAGCAUGAAUUUUGACCCUAACCAGCUGUGUCUGAAGAAAGGAGAGACCGGCAGCUGCCAUAAUGAGCUCAUGGUGAGAUUGAUCCUGUCUGCAAUUAUCGGUCUGGUUAUGAUUGCUCUUGUGGUCGACCACCUCAGGAUCAGGAACUGA
Molecule: messenger RNA, 805 nt
Organism: Periophthalmus magnuspinnatus
Lineage: Eukaryota; Metazoa; Chordata; Actinopteri; Gobiiformes; Gobiidae
Exons: 4
Coding region: 32-805 (257 amino acids)
Source: RefSeq, a predicted model, not a curated record